Equus quagga is the source of this 2780-nucleotide messenger RNA. RefSeq names its product Myb related transcription factor, partner of profilin (gene MYPOP). Gene Ontology annotation, biological process: regulation of transcription by RNA polymerase II. Gene Ontology annotation, molecular function: DNA-binding transcription factor activity, RNA polymerase II-specific; RNA polymerase II cis-regulatory region sequence-specific DNA binding. The transcript is spliced from 3 exons. The coding region runs from base 224 to 1426 and encodes 400 amino acids. The record is from RefSeq and is a predicted model, not a curated record. Lineage: Eukaryota; Metazoa; Chordata; Mammalia; Perissodactyla; Equidae. Gene Ontology annotation, cellular component: nucleus.
GUAAGGGCACAGGGGGCCGACGGGCGCUAGGUGCGCCUGCGCCAUGGCUCGCGGGGCGGCUGGGGGCGGGGCCCAGAGGGGGGAGGCAAAGAAGCGGCGGGGGGUGGGAGGGAAGAGGCCGCAGAAGCCCGAUCCUUGACCGACGGGCAGGCGGGGGCUGCGGCGGCGCCGCGCCGGCGCCCCCCAUGCGCCAGGCGGCCGGACGGCGGCGUCGGGGGGCGCCAUGGCCUCGGCGGCGGCGGGCGAGACGGAAGAGACCACCCGGCUGCGCAAGCCGCGCUUCUCGUUCGAGGAGAACCAGAUCCUGAUCCGGGAGGUGCGCGCCCACUACCCGCAGCUCUACGGCGCGCAGAGCCGUCGGGUGAGCGUGGCCGAGCGGCGGCGCGUGUGGGACGGCAUCGCCGCCAAGAUCAACGGCAUCACCAGCUGGAAGCGCACCGGCCAGGAGGUCCAGAAGCGCUGGAACGACUUCAAGCGCCGCACCAAGGAGAAGCUGGCCCGCGUGCCGCACUCCACGCAGGGCGCCGGGCCCGCCGCCGAGGACGCCUUCUCCGCCGAGGAGGAGACCAUUUUUGCCAUCCUGGGGCCCGGCGUGGCGGGGCCGGGAGCUGGGGCGGGGCCGGAGCAGCCCCCCGCGGCCGCCGCCGCCGCCUCCUCGCAGCCGCCGGCCCCCAGCGCCUGCGCCCCGCGCUACGUGUUGUCCGAGGACCGCAGGGAAGACCGACGGGCCGAUACUCCAGCCCACAGCAAGGGGGGCUCCAGCAGCCCCGAGCCCUGGGCCCGGCCCACCUGUAAUCCCCAGGAAGGGGGCUGCCCGCCGCCCAAGGAGCGUGAGUCCUCGCCCCCUCCAGCCCUGCAGAGCGUCCAGCUGCCCCGCCUGGCCUUGUCUCCACCGCCCCCAGCCCCGCCAGCACCCCAGCCACCGCAGCAGGUCCAAGUGGCACCUUCCCCCCCAAGCCCCCCACCCCCUCCACUGCCUCCGCCCACCCCCUCUGCCCCAGACCCCUCCCUGGACUUCCUGCGGGCCCAGCAGGAGACUGCCAACGCCAUCCGGGAGCUGGCUGGCACCCUUCGGCAGGGACUGGCCAAACUGAGCGAGGCCCUCAGCGCCCUGCUGCCCCUGCUGCCAGGGACCCCAGUCGACCCACUGCCCCCACCGCUGCCUCCACCCCCACCCCCACCCCCCAGGCCUGUCCUGCCGCCACCCACCCCCAAGGUGGAGAUCACCCCAGAGCCUGUGUCUGUGGUGGCUGCUGUCGUGGACGGGAACGUGGUGGCAGCCAGGGGGGUGAUCAUUGCCCCUAGGAGUGAGGAGGGGGCCCCCCGGCCACCCCCAGCCCCCCUCCCUCCCCAUGACUCCCCCCCACACAAGAGGAGGAAAGGAUUCCCUCCACGGAAGAGGCGGGGGCGAUGGAAAUCUCCAUGAAAUCUGCUGUGGGGUUCCAGCUUGUUCGGGCUCCUUCUGCCUGCGCCACCUCGCCCCAGCUUAGCCCACGGAGGAGGGCUCGCCCCUUCCCCAGCCCAGCUGCACCCUGGCUCCCAGCUGUGGGGCGCCAGCACCCCACGCUCUGUACGAAUUAGUGCCUGAUUCUCGGGGGACCUCGUUGCUGGGGCCCCCCCCCAGCCCUUUCUCCAGUACAGCGCUGUCUGCCUGGCUGCUUCCCUACCCCUGACUUCUAAGCCAUCAACUUUACGUUAUUUAUUAUCGCCCUUUGUGGGUUGUGGGGGGAUCCUCUGGGGGGCAGCAUAUUACCCCCUCCCUAACAACUCCUGGUCUUGACUUGAACAGAAGUGACCUGUGGGGGCCUCCCCAUCUCCCCAACCCAGACUUUGGAGGGGGUGGGGGUUGCGAGACAAAUCAGAACAGGGAUGACAAAGAGGAUACAGCGGUCCUGCCCUACCUAGGGAGAGGGGGUGGAGUUCUCACUGGGGAGCUGUGGGUCGGGCCCUCUGCCUCUCAUUGCAGCCUCCGACCUCCAGAGCUCGACCCCCUCCUGUCUCCCCAGUCAUGACAAGAUAUCAAUAAACUUAUUUUUAAUACAAUUACUUGGGGCGCUGUCUGAGACAGGCCUGGGUUCCAGCACCUACACCUGCCCCACCCCCUCCACGGGCAGGUGACCCCCCCCCUUGAAGUUGGAGGCUGGUGGUUUCCAGCCAUUUUUCAGAUCGGAUUCCUACUUACUCAUCCUUCAGGUAACAGCCUAAAUGUCAUCUCCUCCAGGAGAACCUCCUGGAUCCCCUCCCCCAGGCUAGGAUGGCUCUGCUGCUGAGAGCCUCUCUCAGUGUCCUGCGGUUCUUUUUCAUUGUCCCUAAAGAACAAGUGCCUUUAUCUGUUUUAGGCGUCUUUCCCCCGUAGUUUCACAAAGGCAGGAGCUGGUUCUCUUUUUACUCCCAAACCUGCUGUGGAGGCUGUAGCAACGUGGAUCACCACCACCCCCCCGGACGCAGUCAGACCCGACUCGACCCCUGGUGCUGCCCUGGCCGGCUGUAUACCGUGGGCCCCCAUUUUCCUCAGCUGUAAAAUGGGCAUCAAGAUGAGGAGUCUUUACUUCCUCCACCUACCUUCUCUUCAUCCUUCAGGUCUCAGCUCAAAUAUCACCUCCUCAAGAAGGGUUUCCUGACACUCCUCUGCCCCAGCAGUUAUUAAAAAAUGCAGUUAAAUAACCACUUGAGUCCAUUGAAAUUGAACAUCAGCUUCUGUCACCCGGCUGAGCCUGAGCCUGCCUCUGUCACUGCUGUGUCCUCCGUAUUUCCCAACACAGAAGAGGGGUGCCCUCUUU